GACGAAAUGUCAACAACGGUCAGCGCCAGCGGUUGCUGGUUACUGGUAAUGGUUUAUGGUUAGCCGGUCAAUAACCUCCUAACCUAAGUCAGAACUCAGAACGAAUCUCGGUAUUCCGAAAUUUGGAACAAGAAAACCUGUACUUAUUAUUUACAAAUUGCAAUCCUAUGACCAAUUACUGCCCAUGUUAUUAACAAGUAAUGCUUAGAUACUAAAUAAACUAUUAUUAUAAUAUUUUUGUUUAUUAUGGCUUUAGCUGUACUAUUAAGUGUUUUUAAAAUAUGCUGUAAUGAGUGAAACCGACGAUACUGACCUUCUUGUUCAAAUACCACCAAAAUUCUUCCUCGAACAAAGUUCUGACUCAGAAAACUCUUUGCUGGAGUCAUCGCGUACAGUCGUACACAAACCGGUUUCAUGCACGGCUCAUGUUUUAGGAAGACUAGUCAAUCAAGUGCAUUCUCUUCAGUCUAGGUUGGAAAACUUGGAGCUAGAUUCUACCACUACCUUAAGUAUCAAUUCACUAAGAAGAAAGACGUGGGACUCUGAUAGUUUCGAAAAACAUAGUAUAGAUAGAAAAUGUUUUACUUUUCCGCGACGUCGACGACGUAAGGUUAUUAAAAGCGACAAAGCAAGAAAAAAUUCACUGACGAGUCUUGACACUAUUGAUACUGGAAAAGACACAAACUUAAAAUUUGAAUACAAAAGGUUCCAACAACCAAAUGAUACUCAAAGUAUGGAUGGUGAUAUAAGCAGUAUAGUAUCCACUCCAAGUAAGAAGAAUGACAAGUUGUUAUUAAACGAGAUUGACGAAUUUCUCACCAAAGUUGAGUCCUAUGAAACACCAGAAACUAGAAUAAAGCCUGAGAAAACAAUUCCUGAAAAUGUGAUAGGAGCUACUAGUGACUAUAUGACUAACAAAUAUGAUCUUAAAAAUAACAUAGAUUUGUCAUUGAACAGUGAGAGAACAGUUCCUCCUAAUAUUUUACAUAAGUAUAUAUAUUUAGUUAAAGGUAAUACCAAUGAUUUAUCUACUGCAAAAGGUAAAUCACAAGAUGCAGCAAAUCACUUGGAAAAGCAUGAACGGUCACCCACCAUUCGUAAACUAAAUUUCUCAGACAAGGAUAUCCAACCAACAUCUACUCCAAAACGUUCACAGUCCAUAAGUUACUCUGAAUUCAAACCAUCAACUACCAAAAUAUAUGAUAGAGCAUCGAAAGUCUUAGAGCAUUAUAAGUCUCAAAAUUACAGCAAGGAAUAUCAGACAUCCACAGAAGAUGGUGGUGUAAAGAAAGAAGAUUUUAAAAUGCCACAAUUAAGGCCUUUUGACUAUGAAAAUAGGGAACGAUUGAAGAUUCAGUUAGAUUCUAUUGAUACAGAUUUAUUAAGCUUAAGUGAACUAUGGGGAGAGAAAAUUGAAAAGGGGGAUAGAUCAGACAACAUCAAGUUAGAAGAAGAACGGUUGAAGCGAGAGCACUGUGAAGCCAUGAUUCAACAAUUGCAAAGAAAAAUGUUAGAGCAACAAGAAAAAUUGGCUGUUGCUAUCAAAGUCGAUAAAGCCAAGGAUGCUGCAAUAUCAAAGUUACGUGAAUCCUGGUUAAAACUCACAUGUAGCCUAGAUAAAGCAGAAGAGAGACAUCGAAGUGCUCUCGAGAAAAUGAUGCGGGAAGUAGAUAACUUUAAGUUGGUAGCUGAAGAUGCUCAGAAGAAAACAAAUCAUUUUGAAUCAGAACUGUACAAAGCUUUGAAUUUGGCCCAUGACUAUCAAGAGAAAUGCAAACAACUGUCAGCUGAAAAGAAAGAAAUGCAAGAAUGCUUAGAGAAAGGACUUGCAAGUAAGGAUGAGGUGGUGAAGAACAAAGACAGAGAGAUUGAUGUGUUUAAGGAGAAUUAUGAAAUGGUAAUGAGGCUGAAUAAACAGUCUACUGACUGUGUGAAGAAUCUUGAAGAGGCGGUAGAAAAGGAAAAACAUGAACAUGAAUUAACAAGGAGUAGACUUAAUGAAUUGAACCAGAAACUCCAAGCUUUAGAAGAGACUAAAAAUUUAAUUGAGCAAGAAAGAGAUGUUGUAAAAGAAAAAGUUAAUGAGGAGAGAUCAAGAUGCAACAUCUUGGAACGACAGCUAUGUGAUAGUCAAAAUCAGCUUAGUGAAUUGUUGAGGAAAUGUGAUACCCUCGACAACGAGACAAAAUCCCUCCGCAAACAUUUAGAACUGCAAAAGACAGAGCUAAAGAAUCAUUACCAGCAGCAGCUGGAAGAAGCCGUUUUAGGCAAAUUGCAGGAGUUCCAACGACAGCUGGAAAUGGCUGAAAGGGAUAUGGAUAGCGCUGCGAGGAGUAAGGAACAUGGAAUUGUCGAUAGCUUUAAUAAACAAAUCGCUCGGAUAGAAGAUCAACAUCGUUUAGAAAUAAACGUGCUUGAAGAGAAGCAGCGGGAGGAAAUCAAGCUUUGUCGGCUGCAGCUUGCGCAGGCGCAUGAGAAGAUCGGCUUGCUUGAGAGCAAGCUGGACAAUUACCGACGUAAACGCGGCGAAUUGGCGUCGCAAUUGCACGGCGUGAUGGAAGCGCAAUGGAGACAGGCCUUGAGGAUAUUGACAUUGCCCACUCAUAGGGGAGAGUUGGACAGGACUGAUGCGAUGUGUACCCCACACCCGCAUGAGUAUGUCCCACCCAAGAUACCCCCGUUAACAAUGCCAAGUGAGAAAUUACUAAGAGAUGACAGACCGCAGGGUCUUUCACACUCGCGGGACCUCAAUUUCGAAGAUCUUAGCGAUACUGAACUACAACAUUACGUCAAAAUGCUUCUCACAAAACCACCAAAUUUCGACGUGAGUGAACAAUCUAGAGAUAGACAAUUCAAUGAACCGCCAACCAGUGAUCGCGCUAACCGAUCGGAUUUAAUGGAAAAGAUUGACCGACUUGACAAAAAAGAUAGAAAACACUCUAACAAACCACCUUGGAAGGCGUAAAUAAGUUUAUCUACAGUCGAAAUAUGUCACCUUCAAUAAUUUUUGUGUAUAAUAAAAUUUGUUAAUUUACCUUUCUUUGAAAACAUGAAAUUCUGUAAUCUAUCUGCGCUUAAUGAAACUGUCUUUUUAAGCGAUUUUUUCCAGGCAACCAUUAAAAGUAACAGAACGCUAUUUUUAUAUAAACCACUAUUCCAAAUCCUAUCUUAAGAAACGAUCUAAUAAAAUCUAACUAGAGAAAUAAACUACACGUUUAAUUGAUAACCUGGUUAAAAAGUUACUCGUUUUAUGUAGUCCUAUAAAUAAAUUUGUAUCGUUUAACCUCACGACUCCGCCCAUUUCUAAUAUUAUUAAUAUUUUGUCACGUUUAAUAUUAUAUCAAAUGUUAUAUUUUUAUGUGUAAGUUAAUGCAUUCUUUGUAUACCUGAUGUUUAUAAUAUUAAAGUUUUGAUAAAUA
Molecule: messenger RNA, 3419 nt
Organism: Pieris napi
Lineage: Eukaryota; Metazoa; Arthropoda; Insecta; Lepidoptera; Pieridae
Gene: Cnb
Product: centrobin
Exons: 9
Coding region: 290-2965 (891 amino acids)
Biological process (GO): centriole replication; centrosome separation; mitotic cytokinetic process
Cellular component (GO): centriole; centrosome
Source: RefSeq, a predicted model, not a curated record